This is a messenger RNA of Phoenix dactylifera (date palm), 882 nucleotides long. The record is from RefSeq and is a predicted model, not a curated record. Lineage: Eukaryota; Viridiplantae; Streptophyta; Magnoliopsida; Arecales; Arecaceae.
AUGCUGAUUGAAAGGAAUGCUCUUCUUGGGUUCAAAGCAGGCCUCAAAGGUCCCACCAACAGGCUAUCUUCUUGGGUCGGUGACGACUGCUGCACAUGGGAAGGCGUCGCUUGUGACAACCGGACUGGCCACGUUGUCAAGCUAGACCUCCAAAACCCACACCAAUUCUCAGACACUGGCGAUCUGCUUCUUUACAACAAGUGGUCCUUGGGAGGUGAGUUGAGGCCUUCCUUACUUGGUCUGAAGCACCUGAAUUACCUUGACUUGAGCAUGAACAACUUUGGAGGACUUCGCAUCCCCGAAUUCGUGGGCUCAUUCCGUCAGCUCAAAUAUCUUAACCUCUCCAAUGCUGGUUUGGGUGGACUGAUCCCACCCCAGCUUGGGAAUCUAUCGAGCCUCCAAUAUCUUGAUCUCUACAAUGAACCCUACUCUAUGGUUCGUGAAUUCAGCAUUGAUAAUGCUAUCUGGAUUUCUCAUCUUUCUUCUCUACGAUAUCUGAAUAUGACGGAUGCGAAAUUCAGAGAAGGUGCUCACUGGCUGCAAGCACUAAACAUGCUCCCUUCUAUUGUUGAGGUACGCUUAUACUUGUGUGGCAUCAGCACCAUUCCGCUCUCUCUUCCACAUGUGAAUUUUACUUCACUUUCUGUUCUUGAUCUUCGUCAUAAUGUCAUUAAUUCGACGAUGCCUGGUUGGUUGUUCAACAUAAGUAGCCUUGAGUACCUUGAUCUCCGCUACAAUGAUAUUUGGGGCAUCAUUCCGCCUGCAAUUAAGAAUCUAGCUUCGCUGGAGUUUCUUGCUUUAUCCAGUAAUCAUUUUCUCGAAGGUAAAAUCCCGGCUGCACUUGGGGGUCUUUGCAAGCUGCAGUAUUUGGGAUUUUCAUAG